AGCUUCUCUCUCUCUCUCUAAAAUUAUAAAUUUCAUGAUUUCAUUUGUCUCCCCAACUCCCCAGGCAUCCAAUUUACAGAGCCCCAAAAGCCCAUUUUCACUUUCUCAGACCCCCUCCCCUCCCAAAAGCCUGUCUGCUCUUUCUAUCAACCCGUCUGUUUCUCUGUCUUAAUCUCUUGUCUAUUUCUCUCUCUCUCUCUCUCUCUCUCUUUCUCUCUCUCUCUCUCUAAAAAUCCAUCACUAUGAUUCAGCAGAGGAAACAAGUAUCAGAAAUGAGAGGUUCUUCAAGCCCCAAGUCUUUGAUAGCUUCAAGCAUUGUUACAAUGGAUGUUAAGACUCCUAAGCCUUUCCAAUCUCCAUGUCUUUUUAAGGAACCUGCAUUUGAGGGGAACCCAAGCAUCUUGAGCAAGGGCAAAGAGAACCCAUUUGUGGAAGCAUUUCAUGAUCACCAUGUCCCACUCUGCAAGCUCAAUCUCAGAGAAACUUCUGACUUUGUAAGGGCAUUUCCAAUGGCUAGAAAUAGCGUUGAUAAGCCUGGUUUGAGUUCACAAAAGAGAUUAGAAGCUCCAUUAACACCUGGUAGGGCUGCUUUCACCUUCAAUGCCAUUACUGAGCCAACAAGAUCACCCAUUGGGAAUUUCUCGAGAAAGAACUUCCCCUCUAAAUGGGAUGAUGCAGAGAAAUGGCUAAAUAGUAGUGGUUCUUGCCACGAAUCCCCUGCUCAUUCCAUAAAACCAGAGCCUUCAAAACCAUUGAAGCAAAACGACUCAAAAGUUGGGGUUUUGGCUGAUAUCCUCAAAGUUAAAGAAGAUAAUGGCACUGGUGUGGUCAUGAAUGGUUCUCUUUCUCUCUCUUCCCCUGCCCCUACUUUGGCUCCAUACAAUCAUGGGUCUCUUUCUCUCUCUUUUCCUACCACUACUGCCACAAAAGAUACAUCUUUUCAUGGGGUUUCAUCUGAUGUACUUCUUAAAGAUAGAUUUACAGACAAUGUGGAAACAAUAUUGCCUAACAUGAGAUACUCAGAGCCCAUGCAAGAAGGAUUCUUGUUCAGUAAUGGACAUUGCGACUCCAUGAAGGAUGCUUCAACUGAAGUGGUUUCAGAGGUUCAUCAUAGAGAUAUAGGAACAGAUAUGACUCCAUUAGGGAGCUCAAGGACUUCAAGGUGCCAUACUCCAUUGAAGAGCUCCUCACCUGCAAGGCACAACACACCAGCUAGUAGGUCAGGGCCAUUGAGUUGCUCUAACCCAACCAUUGAUAUAUCAGAGUUAAAUGAUUGUCAUUUUGCCAAGCUCGAAUGCCAGUCGAAUUGGAGCUCGAGAGAAGAGGAGGAGGAGGACGUUUCAAAGAGCUUGAGGCAUUUUGAGAUGGGGGGUUUAAGGAAGAGUGUUGCAGAGACCAGAGCUUCUUUGUGGGAAGAUGAAGAGAGAACCAAGUGUUGUAUGAGGUAUCAGAGAGAGGAGGCCAAGAUUCAAGCUUGGGUAAACCUUCAAAAUGCCAAAGUUGAGGCUCAGUCAAGGAAGCUCGAGGUGAAGAUACAGAAGAUGAGAUCAAGCUUAGAAGAGAAGCUCAUGAAAAGAAUGGCUGUAGUUCACAGAAGAGCCGAAGAAUGGCGGGCACAGGCUCAGUUACAACACUCUCAACACCUUCGUAGAACCUCAGAAGAGGCCCAAAAGAUCAAAUCACAAGAAUCUUAUAUACCUGAUCAAUCCUUUUGUGGGUGUUUUCCUUGUAACAAUUCUGUUUUUUAAUCACAGUUUCUGAUGAAAGAGAAAGUAAAUAGAAAAAAUUGAGAAGCCAUUUUUUGUUUCUCUUUCUUAAAACCUCAGUAAAUUCUUAAGAAAAGAGCCCACCUUCUGCUCUCUA
Messenger RNA from Amborella trichopoda, 1863 nucleotides. RefSeq names its product Remorin family protein. Lineage: Eukaryota; Viridiplantae; Streptophyta; Magnoliopsida; Amborellales; Amborellaceae. The record is from RefSeq and is a predicted model, not a curated record.